This is a messenger RNA of Manis javanica (Malayan pangolin), 863 nucleotides long. Lineage: Eukaryota; Metazoa; Chordata; Mammalia; Pholidota; Manidae. The record is from RefSeq and is a predicted model, not a curated record.
AUGACAGAUAUGGGUGAACAGUCAGUCUUUCCUGAAAGCAGGGCAGUCCACGCGCCCGUGAGAUUACGGUACAGCAUGUCUGACUGCGAGCAGAGCGAGCCGAGAACUGGAGACCAAGUGUGUGUGCGCGCGCGCGGGCGAGGCGCGCGCGGGGCCGCGCAUUCGCGCGCUCCCGGGCCCGCGAGGAGGACGACGAGGAGGAGGAGGAGGAGGAGGAGGAGGAGGUGUAGGAGGCAGAGGUGGAGGUGGAGGUGGAAGAGGAGGAGGAGGAGGACGAGGUGGUGGAGGAGGAGGAGGAAGAAGAAGAGAAGGAGGAGGAGAAAGUGGCUCUCAGCGGCCGGCGGGAUUAAAAGUAACCAGACUCGUCCAGAAAACUGGGUCCAGGAAGGAAGUGACAGAAGACGAAUGGGAAAAGGAGAGCCGCUCACAGCCUUUGAAACAUCGCAAGACAGCCCCGCGAGUGGCGGCUCCCUGCUCUCUCCCGGCGCCGCCGCAGAGGACGCUCGGAGAACCGUCUCCGGCUGCCGCACGCUCUCUCCCCGGGGACGCAGCGAGCCAGCCAGCAGGAAAGUCCUUCUAAAGUCGGGAUCUUUCCUCUGACCAAUAGGAGCGCGACCCUAAUAGUUGCUCUGGUGACUUUUUCCCCGUUAAGAGACGCGUUAACCACUUCAUUGUUUCAUCCGUCCUAGCGCUCGUCUGCUACUCACGCGUAAAAGCCACCGUCCAGGAUGUCUGCAACACUCGAUUUCAGCGCGCUUUUCCUGCCCGCCCAGACUACCCGUUUUUCGGACCUGAAAGUUUGGAGGGUUAGAAAGCGUGCCCAAGAGCUUCUCAAGUGUUAGCAGUGUACAAAAUAAUAAAAU